GGCGGUGUUUAGUUGGACAUACUAAAAGCGUAUCUCAGUGCUGGUUUCCAUCCUGUUAAGAGAAGUACGUGUGGCUGACAAGUCUUUACUGCGCCAGUCUCUCAUUUAUCUGCUUUACUACAAAAACAACGUGCAGUCAUGGUGAAAUUAGCCAAGGCGACCAAAAAAGCAGCAGCCCCUCCAAAGAAAAAGGCCCCUCCACCUCCUAAAGAAGUGGAAGAGGAGUCAAGCGAGGAGGACAGUGAUGAGGAUGAAGAGGCACCACCAGCCAAAGCUGUGGCAAAAAAGAACACAGCAGCUGUAAAAAAUGGAAAAGCUGCUGCCAAACAGGAGAGUGAUGAUGAUGAUGAUGACGACGAUGACUCUGAAGAGGAGGCUCCUCCACCAAAGAAGGCCACACCUGCAAAACCAGCUAAGGCAACUCCUGCAAAGAAAGCUGCACCUGCAGAGGAAUCUGAUGAUGAUGAUGAAGAAUCUGAUGAAGAAGAGGCACCCCCACCCAAGAAGGCUGCAAUUGCCAAAGCUGCAGCAACACCUGCAAAGAAAGCUGCACCUGCUGAGGAGUCUGAUGACGACGACGACGACGAUGAUGAGUCUGAAGAGGAAGAGGCCCCACCUAAGAAGGCUACACCAGCUAAACCCAUUGCUAAAGCACCUGCUGUCAAAGCACCCGCAGCCGAAGAGGAAUCGGAUGAUGAUGAUGAUGAUGAUGAUGAUGACGACGACGACGAUUCAGAAGAGGAGGAAAUGGACACAACACCUGCGCCUAAAGCCCCUGCUAAAAAGGCUGGAAUGGUGAAGGCUAAGGAAGAAUCGGAGGAGGAGGAGGAGGAAGAUGAUGAUGAUGAUGAUGAAGAAACACCCACAACUCCAGGAAAAAGGAAAGCUGAUGCGAAAAAGGAAAAGGGAACUCCUCCAGCCAAGAAAGUCAAAACUGAAGGAGAGGGCUUCAGUCUCUUCAUGGGUAACUUGAACCCCAAUAAAGACUUUGAUGAGAUCAAGGCAGCCAUCACAAAGUUCUUCUCAAAGGAGAACCUUGAAAUUCAGGAUGUGCGUCUUGGCGGAUCUAAGAAAUUUGGCUACGUUGACUUUUCAUCAGAAGAAGAGUUGCAGCAGGCUUUAGCACUUAAUGGUAAGAAGUUGAUGGGCCAACCACUGAAACUCGACAGAGCCAGAAGCAAAGAGAACUCACAGGAAAACAAGAAAGAGAGAGAUGCACGCACUUUGUUUGUAAAGAACCUUCCGUACUCCAUAACGCAAGAUGAACUGAAGGAAGUCUUUGACCAGGCCAUCGAUAUCAGAAUGCCAGUGGGCAAUGAUGGUUCUAGCAGAGGAAUCGCCUACCUCGAGUUUAAGACUGAGGCUAUCGCUGAGAAGAUGUUGGAAGAAGCGCAGGGUGCGGAUGUUCAGGGACGUGCAAUCAUGAUAGAUUUCACUGGAGAGAAAAGUCGUCAGGGCAGCAGAGCACCAGCUGCUGGUUCUUCAAGCAAAAUCCUUGUGGUAAACAAUCUAGCAUUCAGUGCAACUGAGGAUUCUCUGCAGAGUGUGUUUGAGAAGGCUGUGGCUGUCAGAGUACCACAGAGCAAUGGCAGGGCAAAGGGGUUUGCAUUUGUGGAGUUUGAGAGUGUGGAGGAUGCCAAGGAAGCACUGGAGUCAUGUAACAACACAGAGGUUGAAGGCAGAACUAUCAGACUAGAGUUCAGUCAGAGCAGAGAAGAGAGAGGAGGCGGCGGCGGCAGUGGAGGAAGAGGAAACUCUGGACCUACAAAAACCCUGUUUGUCAAAGGUCUCUCAGAAGACACCACAGAUCAGACACUGAAAGACUCAUUUGAGGGUGCAGUCGCAGCCAGAAUUGCAACAGACAGAGAAACUGGAUCAUCGAAAGGAUUUGGUUUUGUAGACUUCGACAGUGAAGAAGACUGCAAGGCAGCCAAAGAUGCUAUGGACAACGGCGAGAUUGAUGGAAACUAUGUGACUCUGGACUACGCCAAGCCCAAGGGCGAGGGAGGCAGAGGGGGCGGCAGGGGCGGAUUUGGCGGCCGAGGUGGUGGACGGGGUGGUUUUGGCGGCAGAGGUGGUGGUCGCGGUGGUUUCGGGGGACGCGGUGGUUUCGGGGGACGCGGUGGUUUCGGUGGCCGAGGUGGCGGCGGCUUCAGGGGAGGACGAGGCGGACGAGGAGGUGGAAGAGGUGGUUUUGGGGACAGGCAACAAGGAAAGAAGAUCAAGUUUGAUGAUUAAAUCUGUUUUUGAAUGUACUGUUUUCAUUGCUUAAAUCUAUUUUGUCAGAGCGUUUCUAGGACAUUCCAGAAAGUGUCAGUAAUCUAUAACUGUACAGUGACCCCCCCCCCGACCUCUUGCACCCUUCUGUGUUUUGAGCUGCAUCCCCAACCAUCCACCUUGCAUCCUCAUCUGUUUUUCUGAAACGGGGAGCGUCAAUGAAUUAAAUGUGAAUGUUGUAAUUAUGCUCUGCUGGUUUAGGUACAUGUUGUACAUGAUUUAGUUUCUUUUUGUUGGUGUGUAUUCACUUCU
Messenger RNA from Xyrauchen texanus (razorback sucker), 2529 nucleotides. RefSeq names its product nucleolin (gene nucleolin). The record is from RefSeq and is a predicted model, not a curated record. The transcript is spliced from 17 exons. Gene Ontology annotation, molecular function: mRNA binding. Gene Ontology annotation, cellular component: nucleus; cytoplasm; ribonucleoprotein complex. The coding region runs from base 139 to 2238 and encodes 699 amino acids. Lineage: Eukaryota; Metazoa; Chordata; Actinopteri; Cypriniformes; Catostomidae.